CAUUCCUCUGUGUGGGUGGUCUGGCUGCAGGUAUUUGUGCGGGUCCUCCAUUCCGCUGUGUGGGUGGUGCAGCUGCAGGUAUCUCUGCGGGUCCUGCAUUCUUCUGUGUGGGUGGUGUGGCUGCAGGUAUUUGUGGGGGUCCCGCAUUCCUCUGUGUGGGUGGUGCGGCUGCAGGUAUUUGUGUGGGGGGUCCCACGUUCCUCUGUGUGGGUGGUGCGGCUGCAGGUAUCUGUGCGGGUCCCCCAUUCCUCUGUGUGGGUGGUGCGGCUGCAGGUAUUUGUGUGGGUCCUGCAUUCCUCUGUGUGGGUGGUGCAGCUGCAGGUAUCUGUGAGGGUCCCACAUUCCUCUGUGUGGAUGGUGCAGCUGCAGGUAUCUGUGCAGGUCCCCUAUUCCCCUGUGUGGGAGGUACAUCUGCAGGUAUUUGUGGGGGUCCCGCAUUCCUCUGUGUGGGUGGUGCGGCUGCAGGUAUUUGUGGGGGUCCCAUGUUCCUCUGUGUGGAUGGUGCAGCUGCAGGAAUUUGUGGGGGUCCCGCAUUUCUCUGUGUGGGUGGUACAUCUGCAGGUAUUUGUGGGGGUCCCCCAUUCCUCUGUGUGGGUGGUGCAGCUGCAGGUAUCUGUGCCGAUCCCGAAU
Messenger RNA from Staurois parvus, 630 nucleotides. The record is from the annotation of a GenBank genome assembly. NCBI's taxonomy places the organism in Eukaryota, Metazoa, Chordata, Amphibia, Anura, Ranidae.